Molecule: messenger RNA, 2032 nt
Organism: Myotis daubentonii (Daubenton's bat)
Lineage: Eukaryota; Metazoa; Chordata; Mammalia; Chiroptera; Vespertilionidae
Product: olfactory receptor 8B12-like
Biological process (GO): G protein-coupled receptor signaling pathway
Cellular component (GO): membrane
Molecular function (GO): olfactory receptor activity; G protein-coupled receptor activity
Source: RefSeq, a predicted model, not a curated record
CAGAGGAGAAUGGCCGCAGAUAACGCCUCCUCGGUGACAGAGUUUAUCCUCUCGGGCUUGACAGACCAGCCAGGACUCCAGCUGCCCCUCUUCUUCCUGUUUCUAGGUUUUUACAUGGUCACUGUGGUGGGGAACCUGGGCAUGAUCACGUUGAUUGGGCUGAACUCUCACCUUCACAUUCCCAUGUAUUUUUUCCUCUUCAACUUGUCCUUCAUAGAUUUGAGUUUCUCGACUACCAUCAUCCCCAAAAUGCUGACCAGUUUUGUCUCCAAGAAGAACAUCAUCUCCUAUGCAGGAUGUGUGACUCAGUUAUUUUUCUUCUGUUUCUUUGUGUUUUCCGAAUCCUUCAUCCUGUCAGCCAUGGCAUAUGACCGCUAUGUUGCCAUCUGCAAGCCAUUGUUGUACACUGUCACCAUGUCUCCGCAGGUGUGUUUAUCUCUUUUGCUGGGUGUCUAUGGGAUGGGGAUUUGGGGGGCUGUCGCUCAUACAGGAAAUAUAAUGUUUCUGACCUUUUGUGCUGACAACCUUGUCAAUCAUUAUAUGUGUGACAUCAUUCCUUUCCUGGAGCUGGCCUGCAACAGCUCUUACAUCAAUUUGCUGGUGGUCUUUGUUGUUGUGGCCGUUGGCAUUGGGCUGCCUAUUGCUACCAUUUUUAUCUCUUAUGGCUUCAUUCUUUCCAGCAUUUUCCACAUUAGCUCCAUUGAAGGCAGGUCCAAAGCCUUUAGUACCUGCAGCUCCCACAUAAUUGCAGUUUCUCUUUUCUUUGGUUCAGGAGCUUUCAUGUAUCUCAAACCACCUUCUGUUUUACCCCUGGACCAAGGGAAAGUGUCUUCUCUGUUCUACACCAUUGUGGUGCCCAUGUUGAACCCCUUAAUCUACAGCCUGAGGAAUAAGGAUGUCAAAUUUGCCCUGAAGAAAUCCUUGGACAGAAUUACUUUCUUUUGGAAAAGGAAACAAAAUGGAUGAAGAAUUUUUAAUUAGAGUGUUAGUAUUACUAUUUUUAUCAUUUAUUUAUUUUUUUAAUAUAUUUCAUUGAUUUUUUACAGAGAGGAAGGGAGAGGGAUAGAGAGUCAGAAACAUCGAUGAGAGAGAAACAUCGAUCAGCUGCCUCCUCCACACCCCCCAGUGGGGAUGUGCCCGCAACCAAGACACAUGCCCCUGACCAGAAUCAAACCUGGGACCCUUCAGUCCACAGGUCGACGCUCUAUCCACUGAGCCAAACCAGUCAGGGCUACUAUUUUUAUUUUUGAUAAGGAAUUCAAGCUUCGUGCUUUUCUAUUCUAUAUAUAAGGGAAAUUUUAACUGUCCCAAAUGGAUUUAUUCUCUCUCAUUCUCAUCCCCUAAAUCUUCCUUCUUUAUUUUAUGAAAUAGUUUCUGCGAUUACAGAGUUCCCAAUAUUGAAUGGGCCUUCAGAAUCACUUCGUCUAGAAUUUUAUGUAAUACAUCACACUUUGGAGAGGCAGAAGUAUUUGUAGGUUGUCCGGGAAUAUAAAGCUUUCUGGUGGCAGAGGUGGAACUGAAAAACAAAAGUGAAAAAUUUUGUUGAGUUAGUCUUGGCAAAAUGACAAGAUCAGUGUCUGAUGAAUUUUGUAGUGUGGAAGUGGGAAGUAUGUUAGGUUUCACAGGCAAGUAUGGCGACCACUGGAUUGGUGGGUGGAGUAGUAGGGACAUAGGUGAGUUAGGACUUCCAGGGAAGAGAAAUUGAGUUUUAUGGGGUAUAAAGAUGUUUGGUAGAGGUGUCAUAUCAAUGAUGAGACAAAGUUUAGAGUGUCAUUUCUAGGGUUAUCUUGGUUGUGGUCCAAGACAAUUGGGAACUGCAAUACCUAAUAUGGUAGUCACGGUCAUGAUGGUAUUGAGCACUUGAAAUGUGGUCAUCCAAAUUGAGACAUCUGUAGGUGUGCAGAGUAGGUGUAAUAUACACCCUGAAUCUUGGAAGAAUAUGAAAAUUAAUAUAAAACAUCUCAUUGACACUUUUUACUUGAUUACAUGUUGAAAUGAUAACAUUUUGGGUACACUAGUAUUAUGUUAAAUA